AUGUCAGAAUUACCACCUACAGCAACUUCAACAACAUAUAAACUUCAUGCUCCAAAUUAUGCGGAUUUAUCAUCAUCAAAUAAUAACGAAAGUUUUGAAAAAAAGUAUAAGAUAAAUUCACCAUCAACAAUUGAUAAUCCGUAUAAAACAACACCAUCAACAACACCAUCACCUCCAUCAUCACCAUCUAAAAAAGAUCUCUCAUCGAUUGCCAACGUUUCUUCUCGUAGUAUAAAUAACAAUAAUAAAGAGAAUAAACAAACAAGAUCAGUAAAAUUUCAAAAUGAUGAUGAUAAUGAUGAAAGAUUAAUUUUGGCUUUAACUCUUUAUUCUUUAAUUUUGGUUAAUAUUAUAUAUAUAUAUGAGAAAAAAGAGAGAAAUUUUUGGUUAGAAAUAUUAAUUCAGACAAUAAAUUUAGAAUUUACAUUUUUAACAAUAGUUGGAUAUCCAAAAAGAAUAAGAAAUUUACCGAGAGCAAUUAAAAUAUGGUGGGCAGAUAGAAGAGGGGAAAUACCAACUAGAAAUUCGUAUUCAUCAAGAUAUAGUGAAAUACAAAAAAUUCAAAUUAGCGUAACAAAAGAUUAUAAAUGGUAUGUUUAUGAUACUUUGGAUUUUUCUUUAAAUUGUACACCCACAAAAUUAUUAUCAAUUAUUCUUAUAUGGAAUAUUGGAAGUUUAGCACAAUAUGGAAUAUCAGGAAUUUUGUGGUUUAUACCACCAAUUAAACGACCUGUAAUUCCUUAUAUAAUUCUCACAUUAAUAGCAUCAAUUAGUGAAUUAGUACCGAUACCUGUUGUUGUAAUUCAAUCUAAACGAGCUAGAAUGGCAAAUAAUUUUGAAAUUCGGUAUAAUUUAAAUUAUUCGAUACAAGAUGCUUGUUAA
This is a messenger RNA of Rhizophagus irregularis DAOM 181602=DAOM 197198, 882 nucleotides long. NCBI's taxonomy places the organism in Eukaryota, Fungi, Glomeromycota, Glomeromycetes, Glomerales, Glomeraceae. The record is from RefSeq and is a predicted model, not a curated record.